CUUAACCGUGGUCCCGGAUCGACGUGUCUUGAUUAAUUAGUGAUUAUUUUUUUGUUUUUCGCUUUGGAUAUUACUUAAGCUUUCGAAAUGGAUCCGAUAUUGGCACUGGAAGUCUCAGGAGUGUCGCGUCUGCGUGCCAUCAACGACGCCACGUCGCGCGGGGACUCCGUGGUGCAGAAGGCCUACGCGGGGGGCGUAGCCUUUGUCACCGGGGCUUCAGGCUUCCUGGGCAAACAUCUCGUCGAGAAACUGUUAAGGUCAACGGACAUUAAGAAGAUUUACAUGUUAGUGAGACCGAAGAAGGGGAAGUCGGUUCAGGAGCGCCUCAACGACAUACUAUCAGACCCGGUCUUCGACACCGUCCGCAAGCAGUCACCAUUCUCUGAGAAGCUGGUUGCAGUCGCUGGUGACAUUAACGACGUCAGACUUGGUAUCACUGAUCAGGACUGGACUCUGCUGGCUAGAGAGGUGAAUUUCAUUUUCCACGGAGCAGCGACCACGCGGUUUGACGAACCGCUCGCUGUUGCAGCCAUCACCAACGUCAGAGGGACUCGAGAGGUACUCACCCUCGGGAGGAGUUGCAAGAACCUCAGAUCUUUAGUCCACAUCUCAACAGCAUUCUCCCACGCGCGGAUCAGUAUGAAACAGAAGAACGUUAUGGAACAGUUCUACGAAGUUCCGAUAACUGCGCAGGAGUUGAUCGAUAUGGCCGAGAGCGGGGUGACGGACGACGCCGCUACGAAGUUGAUGCAGGACUGGCCUAAUACCUAUUGCUUCACGAAGGCCGUAGCUGAGGAUGCUGUCAGGACCAUGUCGGAUGGCCUGCCAGUGUGCAUUGUCAGGCCUUCUAUUGUAAUCGGCGCAUACCGUGAGCCUGCUCCUGGGUGGGUGGACAUGAGUUGCGCAUACGGCCCUGCUGGGGUGAUGUUGGGCGUAGGUUUAGGGCUCGUCCACGCAGUGCUAGCAGACAGGUCGGUGAAGAUCGACAUAGUACCGGUGGAUGCUGUCAACAAUGCUGUGCUGGCGGCUGGCUGCGUGACCGCUGGCCUCCCCGCGGACACCAGCGACAUCAGGAUAUACACUGUCACGAGCUCCAGGAACCCUGUCACUUGGGGCUCGUGCGGCGACGUCCAUCGCACGGAAAGCAGGAAGAUAUCCACCCCGAAGGCGGUAUGGUACUGCUAUGCCGUGGACACCAGCAACAAAUUCCUCUUUUGGCUUCUGUUUUGGCUUCUGCACUACAUACCUGCAUACUUCGUUGACGCUGUGUGUUGGCUUAUUGGGAAGGAGCGCAGAUUCGUCAAGCUCUACACAAAGGCAUAUAAACUAUUUACACUGACAUCAUUCUUCACAACGAACUAUUGGCAGUUUAGCGACAAAAACCUUAAGCAUUUGUUAGACAAUUUAAAUGAGACGGACAAACAGAUAUACAAUUUCGAUGUUACUUGUAUUGACUGGAAGGAGCUCAUGCUGAUCUGGUGCAUGGGGCUGAGGAAGUACAUCGUCAAGGAUGGGUUGGCUGAUACGGACUACGCAGUCAAGAAGCAAUUCUGGUUGAGCAUAGCCAACGCGAUAGUUCUAUGUCUGUAUGCCUACAUGUGGUAUAAGUUAUUUACUGUUAUUUAUAGUGGUGUCAUGUUUGUAGGUAGCUUAGUUUAAUUUUAAAGGAAUUUAUGGUGCUAAUUCCAGUACGCACCAUUUAAUUUUAUUUUGAGUUAUACCCGUCAUUUUCUUAUCCGCCGGAAAGGAAAGGGACGGGUAAUCGGCAGGCAUAAAAUUUACGAAACACACGUCAAUUUUAGGCACAAAUCUAAACCAAAAAAUUUGCCAAUAACCCGACAGAAUUAAGUUUGCUAUUUGACUCGCCCGGGUUAUGCGUUCAUUCACUCAGGUGCUAAUUCCUGCAAACGCCAUCUAAAUUUAUUUUAAGUUAAACCUGUCAUUUUCUUUAUCAGUUGGAAAAGAAAGGGACGGGUAAUCGACAGGCAUAAAAUUUUAAGCAGAAAUCUAAAACAACCGUCUAAAAUUUUUACAUCAGCCAAUAAACCGACAGAGUUAAGUAGACAGCACGUCAAACGGAUUACAAUACCAGCGAUCUCGCCUAUUUUAUUCGCUCGGGUUAUUCAUUCGUUUUAAAAUUAACUUGUUGACUCCGAAUCAUCCGUCCCUUUCCUUUUCGGCGGGCGGAUAAAUGACAGGUAUAACUUAAAAUAAAAUUAGGAGGUGUGUACUGGAAUUAGCAGCAUUAUUAUUACAUAUUAAUGUGAUUUCAAGGUUAUUGCACUUGGUUUAAGAAUAAUUUUCUUUUGUCCUUGAAAGUAUUGCACAUAGAAUAGACCACGUAAGUAUAAUAUAUUACAUAGUAUACUUAUAACACAUAAGCUCACGACUAUAUCCCAAUUGGGGUAGUCAGAGGUACAUCCAUCGCAAGAGGAACUAAGUACCCGCACCUCGCCGAGCUUUCUGUUAGUUCAACGUGAUAGGUGAGCCGUAUCGCCGUCUAUAAUCGAGCCAACUGUGUUAGUGAAAACUACACUUGAGAUAAAUUAAUAACUCAUUGGCGCAAGUCCGGUACCGGGUUUCGAACCGGCGCUUCCUGUUUGAGAAGCAAGCCAGUGUACCACAUUGACUGUAUACGGUCACGAGCAUUAAUAUGUAAUACACUUUGGUACCAUGUCACAUUAACUUUUUUGACAAAUUGAACUGUAAGUCUCACUAAAUGUCAAAUAUGUUAGUGCGACAGGGUCCUAAAGUGGGUACAUUAUAUUGCUCAUGACUGUACAUAACAUAAACAGCCUAUAUACGUCCCACUGCUGGACACAGGCCUCCCCUCAUUCAACCGGAGGGGGUAUGGAGCAUACUCCACCACGCUGCUUCAAUGCGGGUAUAUUAUAUAUUUUUGUAUAUAAUUUAUAAAAAAUAGUACUUAUUACAUACAUACAUAAACUCACGCCCGUAGUCCCUAAUGGGGUGGGCAGAGCCACAAGUAAUCAAAGACAACUUGCAGGCACUGUUGAUACGAUGUCGUAAGCUGGAUAUGAUGAACCUUAUGGUGAUAAGGGAUCAGCCUAUCGCCCAUAACAUUAGUCCAGUUAGAGGACACAAUCCCUCUGUCUCGGUUAGUACUUUUGGCGGCGAGAUCAUAAAUGCAAGCACCACUAAUGGUGGUCAGUAUCUUGAAGAAUCCAACAUGGCAUGUGCUAUUGUUGCUGUGAUAAGUGCAACAAAAAAAGUGAGUAAUAAAGAUUUGAGGUUCUCAAUGAUAACCAAAACAAUCAAACAAUAUGCUGCAAAACAUAAAAUAUAUAAUUCAAAUGAAUUUAACAUUU
Molecule: messenger RNA, 3329 nt
Organism: Pectinophora gossypiella (pink bollworm)
Lineage: Eukaryota; Metazoa; Arthropoda; Insecta; Lepidoptera; Gelechiidae
Product: fatty acyl-CoA reductase wat-like
Exons: 12
Coding region: 88-1659 (523 amino acids)
Biological process (GO): long-chain fatty-acyl-CoA metabolic process
Cellular component (GO): peroxisome
Molecular function (GO): alcohol-forming very long-chain fatty acyl-CoA reductase (NADP+) activity
Source: RefSeq, a predicted model, not a curated record